This is a messenger RNA of Anopheles moucheti, 599 nucleotides long. It is a transcript of the gene l(1)10Bb, whose product is annotated as protein BUD31 homolog. Gene Ontology annotation, cellular component: nucleus; spliceosomal complex. Bases 73 to 507 code for a protein of 144 amino acids. The transcript has 2 exons. The record is from RefSeq and is a predicted model, not a curated record. Lineage: Eukaryota; Metazoa; Arthropoda; Insecta; Diptera; Culicidae. Gene Ontology annotation, biological process: mRNA splicing, via spliceosome.
GAGAAAACAGCGUCGUUUCAAUUCACUGAUUGUUUGAUCUGUAAUUUUGCUAUUGUUUCGUUGUGAAACACGAUGCCAAAGGUGCGGCGGAGUAGAAAGCAGCCACCCGAGGGAUGGGAACUGAUUGAGCCUACACUCGAAGAGCUGGAGCAAAAGAUGCGUGAAGCCGAAACAGAACCGCACGAAGGAAAACGAAUUACGGAAUCAUUGUGGCCGAUCUUCAAAAUACAUCAUCAGAAGUCGCGCUACAUUUACGAUCUGUUCUACCGCCGGAAAGCAAUCAGCCGAGAAUUGUACGAUUAUUGUCUGAAGGAAAAGAUAGCCGAUUCGAAUCUUAUAGCUAAAUGGAAAAAGUCGGGCUAUGAAAAUCUUUGUUGCCUGCGCUGUAUACAAACCAGGGACACAAACUUCGGUACGAACUGUAUUUGCCGUGUGCCGAAAUCGAAAUUAGAGGAAGGCCGAGUGGUCGAAUGCGUACACUGCGGAUGUCGAGGAUGCUCGGGAUGAAUCAAUUUUGUGCAGCUAUUAGUUGCAACGGGUUGCCUGACUGUAGCUAAAACGUUUUCUUUUUACCAUUAAAGUGACCGGAUAUUAGCGGA